AUGACUGCGCUAUCUAAAGGAAUUGACUUCAUACUCGAACAUGUUUCUGACAAUGAGUUGAGAGAGUAUUUGAGUAACUGUGACAUCAAAAGUAAGUUUUUUAUAAAUAAUAUAUUUUACUCACUCUAUUUUAAACUUCUAUAAGCUAUAAAAAUCAUCGUUCCAGCUCAAUUACACCAACUAAAUAGUACCAGACAGUUCAAGACAUCUACUGUGAUAUUAAGUGUUGCCAAGUACUUAUAUGACAAAGAAAAGGAAGACGAAGCGCUGAAAGUGAUUAAUCUGAUUGAUAUAUUGAAGGUAUCACAAAACAAACUACAUCAAACGAUCAAAGACCUUCUUUUACUGGACUUAAAACGGCACCAAGAGUAUUUACUGUACAGUAAUGGUAUGUUGUGAUCAAAAGUAUAAAGUUUUGAAGUUAGAAACAUAAAGUUGCUAUAGUUUUUAAUGCAAUAGAGUUUUAAAACAUUAGGUUGUUCAAUUAAUUAUGUGCUCACUGACCUCUUAAAUUUGUUUUAAAAAAGAGCUCAGAGUUAUUUAAACAAUCUAAUAAAAAUCUUCAAAGUAUGUGCUUUUUAUUGCACAGUAAAAAGUCGUAUUUUUAUAGUAAAAAACAUAUUGUAGACCCAUGGAACUGCGCUUUGAUCACCGCCUUUAAUGGUUCGUCACUGGCCUUGGAUUAUAUAUUGGAAUGGAAAAAGGUAUGUUCUCAACAUCAUUAACAAUACUAAAUUACACUCUCUACUCUAUUAUUACAGCAUUUAUAAGAUGCUAACGUUAUAGACAUCUAUAGCCAUUAUAUUGAAGAUAUAACUAUGGUAUUAAAUUAUUAUUGAACAUAGCUAUAGUGGUUAUAUUAAAUUAAGAUUACAGUUGUGGCCGAAUGAUUCAAAAUCAAUUUUAUUACUUCUGUACUUGAAGCAAUUCGAUGAAAUAAAAGUGGAAAUGCAAAGCCAAAUGACAGAAGAAGGGUUGAGAGAUAUAUGCACGUGCUACCUCAGAAUGGUAUGUAUUUAAAUUUCUGUUUAUUUUUUUGUCCUUUGGCUAACAUAUAAGUUAAUUAAUGUUUUAAAACUUGCAUCCCUUGCCAAUAAAACAACAUUUAAAUUUUCUUUUAAAAAUGUUGUUUUAAAGUUUAAGUAUUUAUUUGCAAGUAUUUAAAAGUAAUAAUAUUUUAAAAUUAUGCAAAUUUAUGUAAAAACAAAAAGUUUGCGCCAACCGGGAUUCGAACUCGGGGUUCUGCCUUGGGAGGGCAGCGUCCUAACCACUGGACUACUGGCACGUUGAAACAAGUAAAACUCGGCAAAAAUAAAUGCCAGAGGGUACCCGGGUUCUCAUGGAUAUGGGAACGGCAAAAAGAUUCAAAAAGUCAACAAAUUUUGAUAAAAAACGCGCAAAAUAAACAAAAAAUAAUCAAAAUCACCUUUUUUGAAAAAAAAAUUUUAAGUUUAAAGUAAUCAUCAUUGUUAGUACUGUGAAUUAUACAAAACCCAAAAACUGUGAACUUUUCCAAACUUUAAAAAAAACCAUGUUAGUUCCCGUAUUUUAUCUUUCAUUGAUUAAUUGGCAAUUUUUCUAUGAUAUUAAAUUUUAUGUCAUAUUUGUAGCAAUGGCCUCACUUGGCAUUACCAUAUGUGACAAAGCUGCACUUGUUGAACAACGAAGUGGAGACAAAGUUUAUGAGUUUCAUCGACAGAUGUAGAUGUCUAAUAUUUAUGAACAACACAGAAGAAGCUUUGAGUUUGCUGAAUGAAGGUCAACAUGUUCUGGAAUUGAGUGAAGAAAAUGUAAGUCGAGAUAGAGGUUUGAUUUAAAAAAUAAUGAUUAAUUUGGUAGAUCUAGUAUAUUUUAUUAUAUGAUAGUAAGUUAAAAAAUGGAAAUAUAAUGCUACUAUUUUAAAUUUAAAGUGACCUUCAACUAUCACACAACGAAUUUGACUUUUAGCAAAUCUGGCUGAAUCUAACCUACAGUUUAGUCUACCUUACAAGUCACCAGUUUACGAGGUUUUACCAUGAAAUCUCAAAAGUGACAUCUCACACCCAUUUUGAUGAUAUAUCGGAUGAUAUGAACGUAUCACUUCUAGAAAUGUUGUUAUACUACUUCUUGCAUACUGGAAGACCAGAAAGAGCAAUAGUUUCAGCACAAACAUUGUUAAAAGUGUUAUUGUCAAGUAAUGAUGACAAAUACAAUAUUAACGUUGUGAAUUGCUAUGCUAUAUUGGGCAACAUAUUUAUGGCCUUACAUAAUGUUAAAAUGGCUGAAGUUUGUUUUAUGGAACGAUUGGAAAAGGCUAGUGCAGUGGCAGUACCUCAAUUGAUGGUUAGAGCUUUGAGUGACAUGGUACUGUACUAUCGUACAGUUAAGAAUACUGUAAGUUACCUUUAGAUUUAAACUAAAAAAUAAAUUUUUAAAUUUUUAAAAAUUUACAGUAUACUGUACCUUUUUAAACUUUAGGAGCUCCGGUACCAUUACCUAAAAGAAGAGCUCCAAAUACUAUCAAAGUAUGACGGUUCAGAAUCAAUAAACUUUGAGUGGACAGUACGCUUUGACUACGGUAUCUACCUGCUAGACGAAUUACAGUAUGAAGAAGCUGAAGAAGAACUAGAGAAAGCUCUGUUAUCAGUUCAAGAACUCCAUUUAUCAGUCGAAGAAGCCAAAAUCACUGAAAUGUUAGCAGAAGUGGCACAAAAACUAAAUGAAGAAGAAAAGACAUACUGUAGAUACAAAGCCUCAUUAAACAUCUGGAAAACACUACCGUAUACCAACAAAAUAGAAAAUCUUACAGUAAGACUGAUACAGUGUAUGGAGCUUCAAAAUAAGAAUAAAGAAGGCAGAGAAGUGGCUAAGACGUUGUUGACCACGACCAAAAGCUACAAAAUAAAAGUGCCUGUGGCUAUUUGUUUGGCCAAAAUAUUGAUGAAAGACAAAUUAUACGAUGAAACGUUUAUUGUGUUAGAAAGGGCCAAGAAAGAGGCUAAAGUCAAUGGAAUGGCCAAGCAAUUAGGCCAGGUCUACGGUCUUCUAGGAGAGUUCUAUCAAGCGAUUGGCAAUCAAAAAAUGGUAAAUUUUUUAAAAUUAUUAGUGUUUGAAACAAAUGCCAAAUUGGCUAAAUUAGCGGGAAAUUCAAAUAUUUUUAUUUUAAAAUUUAAAAGUUUGAGCUGAAACUUUUUACGUGCACUAUUAGUAGUAAAAAGAAUUUAUAUAAUAACUUUGAGUUGAUUUUGAGUGGAACAGGCCAGGUACUUUCCUUGUAAUUCGCACCUAAAAUAAUAUUGAUGUACUUUCAGGCGACAAGAAACUUUUGCAAACAAAUAGACUAUUUCGACUUUGUCAAUGACCCACAAGACCAAACCGACACUUUUCGACACAUUAUUAUGUACAAACUUCUCAAAAGCGACAUCAAUGCAGCUUUGAAGGUGAUCAAAAUGAGAAUAGCAGCUGCUGAAAAAGGAACUAUGUUGUUACAGGUGAGUUGUUAUCCAAUUUUUAAAAAAAUUUCGAGAUUUGUACUUUAUGAACAGAACAAUUAUUGUUAUAUACUUUUAAGUUAUUUUUUAUCUAAAAAUAUGCAAAUUAUGGCAAAACAAAAAGUUUGCGCCAACCGGGAUUCGAACUCGGGCCUCUGCCUUGGGAGGGCAGCGUCCUAACCACUGAACUACUGGCACAUUGAAACAAAUAAAACCCGACAAAAAUAAGUGCCAAAGGGUACCCGCGUUCCCGCGGAUAUAGGAAUGGCAAAAAAGAUCAAAAAGGAUUGAAAAUUUGUGAACAAAUCGCGAAAUUCAAGCCUUUUUCGAGCAAAAACCAGCCCAAAACAUUUUUUAUUGGCAAAAGUAAAAAAUAAAGCAUAAAGUUUAUAGAUCAACGUUUUAAAUGAGUCAAUCAAAACACUGAGCGAUCUCAAUCUCACCAAAGAAGGUAUUAAGUUAUUGGACAAGAAAGCCGAACUUAUUUUAAGUUCUGACCAUUUAUCAAACAAAGACGAAGUAUUAACUAUUGUAUCUCAAUACAAAUCUAUAAACCUCUACUACAAAGCUCAAAUAACAUUGGCAACGUUUUUAAAAAGGAAUCUGGAUUACUGUGACAAAAGGCAUUUCCUUGAAUUGGCGUCUUUACUACAACAUUAUGACAUUCAGUUGUGUGUUGAUCUACUAGAAAGUGUGAUUGAAACAGAUCAUUUUCAUGUAGAUCUGGUAGCUCCAUUGUGUUAUAGAUACUUGGAAAUGGGUGCUACUGAUAAGGUGGUCGAGCUGUUUAACAGUUUGACAGCUCGGGAAGUUCAGUUAAACUUUUUCAGUGUUCUAACAGUGAGUAAGGUACAAGAGAAUAUUAAGGAUGAGCAGUGUGUGGAGAUGGCUAUGCAGUUGAAUGGUAAGGUUUUAUAAGGGUAUGAAAUAGGGUUUUACCGCGAAAUGUUUAAAAUAUUGUAUGAAUAAUCCUUUGAUCUUAUCAGAAUCCUUCGAUAAGUACAUUAACUUCACAUUAACAAUUUGUGUUAUAUAUACUUGGUUUCAUUUUAGAAACUGACCAAUGUCAAUUCAUGGAUAUGUUUAAUUUAUACAGCUACAUUACUGACCAAAACUACGACUCAUUUUAUCUACCAGCUAAAGUACACUACUUACUGUAUAUUCAAGACUUUGACCGUGUGAAGCCACUACUACAAGAUGUAAUGUCAAAAGAACACAUCUUAUAUCUGACUUUACAAAAUCAACAUCAAAUACAUCACAAGACCCAGGACAAUGCUUCAAAAACAAGUUUUGAUAGCUACAUUGACUAUGUUAGCUAUAACAACAACGACUUUGACUUUGUGACAUUUGUAUUGAUGCUUGUCUACAGUGAUGACAAAUGGAGAUCAAUUUACAUUUGUGAAUACAGAAAGCGACUGAAAGUGAAAUUGGAGUUAGAUAAAAUAGGAAAAGGCGCUACCUCUGAUACUUCAAAUACAGUAAACAUGUGUAGUACUAAAACUACAGUAAAUACUUUGCAGUUUCAAGAAGGUACUACAGUCGAUAAGCCUGAAUUUGAGUUUGGCGCAAUCAAAAAUAAUUUAAAACACGAUGAAACACGCUUGGCAGUCCAAUUACAAGAAGACGAUGAUUUUCUGUACAUCUUUAAGUACAACAACUUCAAGUUAUUAUGGCAAGGCGGAAAAGAAAAACUUAUUGUAACCACAGUAUCUACACUGAAUACUGCGAAAACAACUGAUACUAUCCAAUCUAAUGACCUAGUUUCUUCUUGUACGAGAUCAGAAUUGGCAGAAUGUUUUUGGGAGUAUAUGGUACUAAAUUUGAUAAAACAGUACCAUAUUGACAUGUGUACGAGAGAUGAAUUUGAAGAAAAAUUACAAAAGGCUACAGUACUUUAUGGUGACAGUUUGGAUCAUAAAAUUAAUGGUAUCAAACACUAUUUUGUACCUACUUUAAAUGAUGAAAAGGAUACUAGUAUUCCAGUACAAGGUACUAACGAAGUCUCAGUACUAAAAGAAGCUUUAAAUUCAGUACUACUUGAUAUUUCUUCCACUUCAUUCAGUCAUACUCACGAAGCAUCCGUUCUAAUGGUAGGCAAGAUGUUUGAAGACUACAAACGCACCCCUGGCUUCAUACACCUCUUAACUCAAGAAGAUGUCUUUCAAACAGUAGAUCAAGUGUCUUUUAUCAACAAGGCUACAGUCUUAUUAGUAGAUCCGGUAGAGUUAAAUCCAUUAUUUUUGCUACAAACUGAAGCCAACCCCAAAAUAUUGGUUUUGGUUGGAAGUACAUGGUCUCAUCUACCGUUAUGGCCUGCUAUCGUAUCCUCAGUUAAAGUGCUGGUAAUUUACAAGAGUUUUGACGAGUUUGAACAUGAAGCAGGCAAAUAUUUAAUAGAAAAAGUUAAUGAAGUUAAUGAUGAUGACAUUGAUAUUGUGGAUGAAAUAAAAAAUCAAUUUAAAAAUGGCAUUUUGUGUGUAAAUAACGACGUUGCCUUUGAUAUACAAUGUAAAUCUGUCAAACUUCGGUGCUCGCUACAGAAGGUAAGCUCAAAGGUUUGUAUUUUAAACUUAAAAAUAUAAAUAUGUAUUUUAAAAAUUAUUCUUUAGGCUAUAAAUGAUGAAAAUGUAGAAAAUUGGUUAGUUGGUCACAAAGAAAUACGUGAUGUUAUUGUUGAUCAAGGUAGAUCAUUUCUUCAUUAUUAUACCAAUUUAAAAACAUUAGGUUGUUCAAAAGAUUCCGUGCCCCAUGUGUCCAAAAAGUUGCUUUGAAGGAGAGGGGGCACAGAAUUAUUUAAACAACCUAAUAAAUUAAUAUUUUAAAAACUAUUGCGAUUUCAAAGUACAAAGUUAUGUGUUUCAGUAACCGAGUACUUAAAACAAGAUUCAGAUUUAAUUGUUGACUCUAUUCUAAACUCUGCUGAACCUCAUCGUUCAAAUCUACAACAUCUUUUCCAUGGUAAGUAAACAUUUUUUAUUACCAUAAAAUAUUAAAAAAAUAAGUGGCAUCUCAAAAAUACUGUGUUGUACUCUCAAAUAGCAUAUCCCAUAACCCUGUAAAACUAAUCCAGACUACUGUAUCACUCAUCCAACAUUCCAAUCCGACCUAAAUCCCCGAAGACAACAUAGAUAUCGUAGCAAAAGACGUAAGAACCGUCGAAGGUCACGAAUGUCUUCAAGAUGUUCAUCACGUAGUUCUAUGGCCAGCGACAUCAAUUUCUUAUCAGAAGCUGACAUUUCUGAUACAGAAUCUGUCUCUCAUGCUCGGCUUGUAGGUAUUGGCAUGGAAUAA
Messenger RNA from Bursaphelenchus okinawaensis, 6761 nucleotides. The record is from the annotation of a GenBank genome assembly. NCBI's taxonomy places the organism in Eukaryota, Metazoa, Nematoda, Chromadorea, Rhabditida, Aphelenchoididae.